AGUGCACUGAAUUUUUGCUGACAGUGGCAGAACGACGGUCUACCAACCUCCAGAACGUUUCUAUCGAGACUUUAGCGGCUGAUGGAAGGUGGACCGCCUAUAACUACCUCGACGACAUGAAUGUGUCGGACCAUUCCCACAACCAAACCGAUAAUGGAAUUCACUUGCCAAUCUCUCCGGCUAACGACAGCGGCCCAUCUGGAAGUGCUAUUCCUGAUAACGGCGAGUGGCAAGGCGGGCACAUGGAUGAUGAGAUCACUACCUUCAACAUAGGGACCACAUUUCUGCGGUCAGGCUUCUUACACAACUUUGAUUCACAAGUCUUCGGUGGGGAAAUUGUCGGCGAAGAGACUUUGCCAUCGCCCACAAGAGGGUUGUUACCUUCCAACCUGUCAAGGGCUAUCAUGCAAUCGCCUUCGCAAUGGGGAGUAUCUAAUUUUGGUGAUAUCGACUUCGGGUCGUCCAACUGGGACUCGACAGGUUGGGUAGAGGCUCCCAACUACCAGUAUUUUUGGACACCUACGGAUCUGCUGAACAACUUGCCAUUCAAGCGAUUCAGAGAAGAUCUAGUAAUUCAUCAGAGCCGAUCCUCUAAUAUGGCUGGGGCCCACUUGGUUUCUACAGCUCAAACCCCAGUCACGCUCUUCCUGGAAGAUCUCAGAUCUUCCAUGUCAGAAGGGGAUAAAAAUCAAGGGGAUCGAUGGCCAAUAUAUGCGAAGCACCUGUUGUCAUCACUUGAAACUCUUCUGCCCGACGGGAAACUCCAGCCAGGCUAUGAUAGCAGACAGAGUCUAAUCACCGAAGAUGAGGUAUUUCAAACUAAAUUCAACCAGCUCUUGGUGUUUUCAAUUGCCAACAACUUUGCCGGUCUCGAGGAUGUUCCUGUCGAGAGCAUGCUCAAGUAUUGGAACCGAGCUGGCGGCAUGGCCUCUUUGUUGCUGCAGUCGUUGCAAGCAAGUCAAAGUCAUUCCGCAAAGGCUUUGGCACAAAAUCUUUUUCGAGCAGCCAUCGAAGCAAAUGAUGAGCAUGUUCUUAAAAGCCUGCUCUCCAUUGGCUCACUUGACGUUAACACCACGAUGUGCAUUGCCAAUGGCGAAAAGUUGACUCCUGUUGAGCGAGCUGCAUACCUUCAAGAACUAGGAAUAGUUGAGCUAUUGCUCAUUGCCAAGGCCGAUGUGAAUAAGACAUUCCCAAACACUGUGAACCCAACGUUGCAUUCACCACCGUUGCAUCCACGUAGGAUAUACUCGAGAGGGGCACUUGGAAAUUUUAUUUUGGGGUGCAGGACGACUACCUCAGAAGCUUUUGAACUUGGCAAAUUGCUAUUACGAGCUGGUGCCAGGGUUAAUGCUAGCGUUGCCAAGCACGCCUUGGAGCUUCUCAACUACCGAGAGCUGGCUUAUCUUAUUGUUUCUAGCGUAUCCGACUCUGAUCAUGCGGAAUUCAUGGGUAGUCGGGUUCUUGAGUACAUCGCACUCAGCCUUAGUGACCGACAGGCCGCAGAGGUUACCAACAAGCUCAUUUUGGCCUGUCAGCGGACGAAUUGCAGAAGAUGCUUGAGCCAAUUCCAAGGUCAUAUGGAUUCGGCUCUGGUACAAGGUGCAAAACGCGGCCAUUCGCAACUUGUUGGACUCCUCUUGCGUUACUCAACAACCCCCCACAGAGCCCUGAGCGCUGCAAUACAAUGCGGUAAACGCGAGUUAAUAGACACUAUCCUCACUUUGAAACCAGAUAUGGAUGCUCCUGCGCACAGCAUCUAUGAGUCGAGUUCGAUUUUCGGGCAGAAGCGGGGCGGCGAUGAAGAUGAGGAUGGUGAGACAACAUCGCUCGCGGAGGCAAUUAAGUCCAGAGAUGAAAGCCUUAUUCGGAUGAUAGAAGGUGCAGGUUCGCUGGCACACUUAAAUGAAGGAGGACGUUUCCAAGCUGCAAUCACUGCGGCAUCAAAAACAGGCAAUGCGAUAUAUGUGCAGAAGCUAUUGGAACACUGUCCUUCUCCCGAACCUUCACACAUGAGGAAGGCGGUAUUUCACGCUAUCCGAAACAAUCAAGAGCAGAUUUUCCGGACAUUGCUUGCAGCGGGAGCCGAAGUCAAUGAAGAGUACGAUAACUAUAAUGAUGAACUAAACUUACUGUAUGCUGCUAUGGUUUGCAGGAAUUCUUAUAUGGUUCGUGAAAUUCUGAAUGCGGACAUCAAGCCGUCAUCUCCUAUCAAGAUAAGGGUGUUCCAGGAGGCGAUUGAGUGGGGGGACAAAUCGAUCAUCGCGGAUCUUCAAUCUACUUUUCCUGGGACAUGGUUAAAUGGGAAUCAACUGUCGAAAGUUUUAGAGCAGGGUCAUAUGGAGUGGUUCGAUUUCAUCCUCAGCACGAAGAUGUUCUCAGGUUAUGCUCUUACGGAUUGCCUUAACGUUGCUAUUGAAAGAGGCGACGAGCGGCUGUUCCGUGAUCUCAUCAAACGAGGCGCCAAUCCCAUAGAAAACUCCAUACUUCAGCAUUGUGCGAGGAGCCGUCCUAAGAUGCUCCCGUGGCUCUUGGAGCAACACCCCUCUCGAAACAGUGAUUGCGCAGUGCCUGACUUCGGAACUUCUGCAUUGAAAGCAGUAAUAAACCAAGGCCUUGAGGGACUCGAGGCAGUCAAUAUCCUCCUUGGUUGCAGACUUGUUGACACAGAAAGCUAUUCAGACGGUGAAUUGCCUCUGGUGGAAGCAAUCAGAAUGAGUCAGAAUGGCAAUCAUGCCAAUUUUGCGGUGAUUAGGAAGCUUCUCGACAGCGGCUGCGAUCCAAAUUGCAUUACCGGGAAGGCUGGUUACCUACGAGGUGCCAAUGAGACAGCAUUCCUGAUGGCCAUUGAGACAAAAAGCAAUGGUCUGGUUCAACUCAUGAUUGAUCACGGUGCUGAUAUCAACAGAAAGGCUACCAUGGGACUGAAGAGAACCCCGCUACAAAGGGCGGUAGAGCGACUCGUGGUGGUGGGACUGCUCUCCAACUCGCGGCCAUCCAGGGCAAUUGCAACAUCGCUGCAAAAUUGCUCGAAUGCGGGGCAGACCUUUCCGCUCCACCAGCUGUUGUUAACGGCCGAUGGCCGCUUGAGGGGGCGGCAGAACAUGGCCGUCUUGACAUGAUUGAGUUUCUGUGGAAGAACAAAUUGGCUGGCUUUGGUGUAGCUGGCUUUGAUGAAAAGCAAUGUCGGAGGGCGAUGGAACUAGCGGAGGAGAAUGGGCACAACCCAUGUAGAGACUUGAUUGCGGAACUUUCACAGGCAAGCGCAAGUGCGAAUGUGCUGGAUGUUGAGUGGCGGGGGAGCCCGUUGGGUUUCGCGUGAGGUUGCUUAACAAGACAUGUGGCUUGCGUGAAGACAAUUGCGUUGAUGAUUGUUAGCCAUGAUUUUGGCGGAGAGAUCAAUUAUAGUUUAAUUGGCAACAUUUAUUGCCACAUCAACAGAAACUAUUAAAGUGCUUCUUUAUCUUCGUAACGGAAUGAUC
This is a messenger RNA of Hyaloscypha bicolor E, 3479 nucleotides long. RefSeq names its product ankyrin. NCBI's taxonomy places the organism in Eukaryota, Fungi, Ascomycota, Leotiomycetes, Helotiales, Hyaloscyphaceae. Gene Ontology annotation, molecular function: protein binding. The record is from RefSeq and is a predicted model, not a curated record. The transcript has 3 exons. The coding region runs from base 117 to 3119 and encodes 1000 amino acids.